GUUAGCUAGCUCUCUACUUUUCUUUUCCUUAUAAAGUGAAACCCUACCAACUUCUUCGCGGCUGACCAACAGAGAAAUAAAAACAUUCGGAAUCUUCCAGACACAUACACUAUUGGCUGCUCUCUGAUUUUUUUACUGUGAAAAGAUGUGUGAAAAGAUGAGUUUAUCCGAAGAAGAAAUCAGAAUGCUUUUCAGAGUCACCAAAACACUUAACCACAUCCUCAAAGAUCGUGGAUACAUUGUCACGGAUGCUGAACUUGAGAUGACACAAGAACAGUUUAUCGACAAAUACGGCGAGAACAUGGAAAGAAAAGAUCUUGUCACUAUCAAGACUAAGAAGAAAGAUAAAUCUGAUAAGAUCUUUGUCUUUUUUCUACAAGAAACAAAAGUUAAAAUGGGCGACAUCAAGGCUUGCUUUGAGCGCAUGGUAUCUCAUAACGUCUUGAGAGCAAUUCUUGUUGUGAAGAAAGAAAUGAAUCGCUUCGCUUCAUCUGCUAUAACCGACGCAAACUCAAAAGGAAUACUUUACUUGGAAAGUUUUAAGGAGACAGAGCUUCUAAUGAACGUGAAGGAACAUGCUUUUGUUCCAGAGCAUAUAGCUCUGACAACUGCGGAGAAGGAAGCUUUGUUGGAGAAGUACACUGUGCAAGAGAAUCAGCUUCCACGUAUUCAGUAUACGGACCCUAUAGCGAAAUACUAUGGGCUAAAACGUGGAGAAGUCGUGAAGAUCAUACGCAAUAGUGAAACAUCUGGUCGUUAUGUCACAUACCGCUUUGUUAUAUGAUAUUAAGAGCUUCUGAUAGGAUCAGGUCUUGGAUUUGUCGGAUAAAGACUUAGAAUGACUUCAUUAGUUUUUUAAUUUAGUGAAAUUUUCACCAAAAGAUGUAAGGAACUUUAUAUGUUUUUAUCUCAAUCAAUAUAUACAUAGUAGUUUUUUUUUUCUUGGCAACGAGCGGCGGCCAUUCUAUGUGGUCUGGGUAACCAGACCGGAAUGAAAUAUAACUUCUUAUGAAAGGAUCUAGCAGUCUUAGCUAAAAAAUCAAAAAUCUGGUUUUGAACUGGGUAACCAGACCGGAAUGAAAUAUAACUUCUUAUGAAAGGAUCUAGCAGUCUUAGCUAAAAAAUCAAAAAUCUGGUUUUGAACACGUGCAACAUAAGUGAUCUUGAAGUCCAGGAAGAAUAUAUAGAUAGUAGUUGAGCACGUGCAACAUAAGUGAUCUUGAAGUCCGGGAAGCAUAUAUAUAUAUAGAUAGUAGUUGAAAGACUUGGACCUCGAUCAUGAUAUAUAGUGCAUGUCAAGAAUAUAGACACUGCUCAAGGCUAUAUUAUAAGUAAUCAAACUAAAAAAAAACUCAAGUCCUAAAAACUGAAAAGCG
Messenger RNA from Brassica napus (rape), 1376 nucleotides. RefSeq names its product DNA-directed RNA polymerases II and IV subunit 5A-like. The record is from RefSeq and is a predicted model, not a curated record. Gene Ontology annotation, molecular function: DNA-directed RNA polymerase activity; DNA binding. Gene Ontology annotation, cellular component: RNA polymerase II, core complex; RNA polymerase III complex; RNA polymerase I complex. NCBI's taxonomy places the organism in Eukaryota, Viridiplantae, Streptophyta, Magnoliopsida, Brassicales, Brassicaceae. Bases 146 to 784 code for a protein of 212 amino acids. The transcript is spliced from 5 exons. Gene Ontology annotation, biological process: DNA-templated transcription.